Molecule: messenger RNA, 2239 nt
Organism: Cucumis sativus (cucumber)
Lineage: Eukaryota; Viridiplantae; Streptophyta; Magnoliopsida; Cucurbitales; Cucurbitaceae
Product: beta-glucosidase 11-like
Exons: 14
Coding region: 565-2040 (491 amino acids)
Biological process (GO): carbohydrate metabolic process
Molecular function (GO): beta-glucosidase activity
Source: RefSeq, a predicted model, not a curated record
CAAUUUUUUUCUUCCUUCUCUCUCCAUCUCUUUGCUCUAUUUCCCUCCAUGAUUCUCUCGUCUUUUCAUUCUGCAUUAGUUCUUUAUACUUUGUCUUUGGUUACAACCAUCUUCCCUUCUCUGUAUUUAGUCGGCAGCAGCAGCAACAACAACAACAAACGGAUUGUUUCGCCUUCCUUGUAAGCAUAACACCAAAUAUAUCAAUUGCAGAAGAAGACAAAGAACCCACAAAGUGAGCAACAGCCACAAAAUAAAAAGAAUAAUCCAAGAAAAGGACUCGGUGCAAACAUCAACCAAGUAUAUAUAUAUAUAUAUACUAUUUGUUUUCUUUUGUAUUGUACAGUAUGAAAAUGGACUUUUCAUACUUUGUGGAAAAGUUCAAAGAAGAAAGGUGUGGUAUUGAUGUUUGAAGAAACAUAGAGGGAGAGUACUUUUUUUUGUUGUGAAAUUGAAGCCAUCGUCGCUCCUUUAAGCUUCUGUGAGAUCACUCAUUCUCAUGGCUGAUUGCUUGUAAUUAAUGAUGUUAUUUGGAGCCAAAAAGCUGAAAGAGGAGGGGGGGAAAGGAUGUCAAAUUUGGGUGUCACAAUUGGGUUAUUAUUGUUGUUGACUUUGUUAUUUAAUUCAAGUUUAAAAGUUGUUGCUGUUAUUGAUGAUUAUACAAGAAGUGACUUUCCACCCACUUUUGUUUUUGGAUCUGCCUCAACUGCUUACCAGGUAGAGGGAGCAGCUUUUGAAGAUGGAAGGACAGCAAGCAUUUGGGAUACUUUUGCCCAUUCUGUUGAUGGACCUGGAGGAAAUGGUGAUGUGGCAUGUGAUCAGUACCACAAAUAUAAGGAAGAUGUGAAAUUGAUGGUGGAUGUUGGACUUGAUGCUUAUAGAUUUUCCAUCUCAUGGUCAAGACUUAUUCCAAGUGGAAGAGGACCCAUAAACCCAAAGGGCUUAGAAUAUUACAACAAUCUCAUCAAUGAACUAAUCAACCAUGGAAUUCAACCCCAUGUAACAUUGCAUAACUUUGAUCUCCCACAAGCACUUGAAGAUAAAUAUGGGGGAUGGGUCAGUCCAAAAAUUAUAGAAGAUUUCAAGGCAUAUGCAGAAGUAUGUUUUAGAGAAUUUGGAGAUAGGGUGUUGCAUUGGACAACUGUAAAUGAGGCCAAUGUGUUUACAUUGGGAGGAUAUGACAUGGGGUUUGUGCCACCUAAUAGAUGUUCAUCUCCAUUUGGUACAAGGAACUGCUAUAAAGGAAACUCCUCAACUGAGCCUUAUUUGGUUAUGCAUCACUGUCUUUUGGCUCAUGCAUCAGCUGCAGCUUUGUAUAACACAAACUACAAGCACAAACAACAUGGUUUUGUUGGGAUCAGUGUGUAUCUCUUUCGGUUUGUUCCUUUGACUGACUCUAAGGAAGACGCAAAAGCUGUUGAAAGGGCCUAUGAGUUCCUUCUCAACUGGAUGCUUCAUCCAUUGGUGUAUGGUGAGUAUCCGAAGUUGAUGAUAGAAAGUGUAGGUUCAAAAUUGCCAAUUUUCACGAAGGCUGAGAGUAGUCUUGUGAAGGGAUCUGCUGAUUUCAUUGGGAUCAUACAUUACCAAAAUUGGCGUGUCAAGGAUGAUCCUCAAAGCCUGAUGAUGCAAAUUAGAGACCUUGGAGCUGAUAUGGGAGCAAAAGUAAUGAUGUUGAAGGAAACUGUCACAGCCCCUGAGAGCCUGCAAAUCAUGAUAGAGUACUUGAAGGAAGUUUAUGGGAACCCUCCAACUUAUGUCUACGAAAAUGGACUUCCAAUGAAGAGAAGCUCAAUGUUAGAAGAUGUGCCAAGAGUGGAAUAUAUGCAUAGCUAUAUUGGUGCCGUUCUUGAUGCUUUGAGGAAUGGGUCGAAUAUAAAAGGAUAUUUCACAUGGUCAUUUCUCGACCUAUUUGAGCUAUUAGAUGGAUAUUAUUCAAGUUAUGGAUUAUUUUAUGUGGACUUGGACGAUCCAGAUUUGAAAAGAUAUCCUAAACUCUCAGCACAGUGGUAUUCAAACUUUCUGAAAAGAAAGACUGUAUUUUAAAUGGAGUUCUCGAGCUCAAAAACAAUCCAACCAUUCUUACUUCUUAAUCAUACAUACUAUGUAAUGAAUAACACAAUUUCUAAUCAUACAUACCAUGUAAUGAAUAACACAAUUUCUAAUCAUACAUACCAUGUAAUGAAUAACACAAUUUCGAAUAAAGUGUAACGAUGGUGAUUUGAUGCCACAAAAAUUACAUUAA